AUGGCUGGAGACCUGUACGGCGUCGACAAGUCGGCCGUCGACGACCUAAAGGCGCGCACCUUUGACGCCGGCGAGCCCGUCGACGCCGCCGACGCCGAGAAUCGCGAGAUGAAGGCGUACAAGAAGACCGAGGGGCGCGGACGGAGGAUCACGGAGCGGCAGCGCGGCCACAUCGUCUUUCUCAAGCGCAGGCAGCCCAAGCUCUCAGGCCCGCAGAUUCGCGAGCAGCUGCCGGAACCCGUGGCCAACCAAGAGAUCCAGCGCAUCCUACCGUACGCCGGCAUCGACACAAACGACGGCAGAAGAAGCCCAAGCACCGCAGCCACGGCCUCUGGCUGCCGGUCGAAGAGGUCGAAGGGCCCAGCAAGCGCCGCAUGA
Molecule: messenger RNA, 378 nt
Organism: Pseudozyma flocculosa PF-1
Lineage: Eukaryota; Fungi; Basidiomycota; Ustilaginomycetes; Ustilaginales; Ustilaginaceae
Exons: 2
Coding region: 1-378 (125 amino acids)
Source: RefSeq, a predicted model, not a curated record